Molecule: messenger RNA, 2294 nt
Organism: Cloeon dipterum
Lineage: Eukaryota; Metazoa; Arthropoda; Insecta; Ephemeroptera; Baetidae
Product: wee1-like protein kinase 2
Exons: 7
Coding region: 149-1963 (604 amino acids)
Biological process (GO): mitotic cell cycle; protein phosphorylation; negative regulation of G2/MI transition of meiotic cell cycle
Cellular component (GO): cytoplasm; nucleus
Molecular function (GO): ATP binding; magnesium ion binding; non-membrane spanning protein tyrosine kinase activity
Source: RefSeq, a predicted model, not a curated record
GUUUCUCAAGUUGUGCAACAACGUGGGUGUAAGUUGUAAGUUACACAAACGGUUGUGUAACAACAUUAUGUGAAUGUGGAAAACAAAGUUUCGAAAUUUUAAUAGGUGAACACACUUUAUUUCGAAAUCGCUAUUAACCGCGUUCGCUAUGGACAUUGCUCAGAAGAAACUCGACUUCGACAGUCACGACGAAUCUGCCGAGGAUCCCUUUUACAAAUCUGACGACAAGUUAAGUUUCCCUGAAGACAUGGGCAUCACGAGCAGCCCCCUUUCACACCACAGCAGACUGCUAAGUCCUCGAAAAGGCAAGCGGCAAUUGCGGACCAGCUUCCGAAAGUGGAAAGUGGACGAUGAAAUGGAUGUCGAUUACCCUUCAUCGCCGCCGUUGGUACAGAGGAGCAACAACAGAAGAGCAGCACCUACCUCCUCCUCGAGGCCUUCCUUCUCGCCACCUUCGAAGAAAGUCACCGCUCUGAGAUUGUUCGACACCCCAAACACUCCGAGGACCAUCUUUAAGAAGAGCAAGAUCAGCGGCAACCCUGCCAGUUGGCUUGAUGAUAGCCGCGCUAACAGAAAUCUUGCAGACCUUGCCGUCGCUAACACCAACCCGUUCACCCCUGAGGUCUUGAGAAAAAACAUUCGUAAAAGACCAAGAUCAUCAAAUAUAAAUUCACUACACUCGUCAGCUACCUCGGUGAAUGCCAACUCGUCCUUGCAAUCCAUGGAGGAUUCGAUGCUUCGUGCCUCUACCUCCAUAGGCGACGAUGAAGAUGAGGAGUGCUCACAACCUAGGAAGAGAUAUGCCAUUCAUGAUUCAAACAUUCCACGUUACCGCAAAGAAUUCCUCGAACUUGAAAUAAUAGGAUCUGGAGAAUUCGGAAGUGUCUACAAGUGCAUCAAUAGACUGGAUGGUGUUACCUAUGCUAUCAAAAGAAGUAUUCGCCCCAUUGCUGGCUCAUCUGAUGAGCAAAGAGCUCUGAACGAAGUAUACGCACACGCUGUUCUCGGAAGUCAUCCACAUGUCGUGAGAUACUACUCCGCGUGGGGAGAGGACAGUCACAUGAUCAUUCAGAAUGAAUAUUGCGGCGGCGGAAGUCUGGCUGAUCGUCUGCACAAGCUGCGAGCUGCUGGAGCAGGUUUGCCACUGUUGCCUGAGCGAGAGCUUUGCCGCAUUAUGCUGCACGUGAGUCGUGGACUGCACUUCAUCCAUCGCGCCGGACUUGUCCACCUGGACAUCAAGCCUGGCAACAUUUUCAUGGCUCAAGAGGUGAAAGUUGUGACCGUCAACGCUCUCAACUCUUUUGGGGAAGCCACCGAAGACGAGGAUCCUCUAUCUGAUUCAGAGAAAGAUGAGGUCACUUACAAAAUUGGCGACUUGGGUCACGUUACCAGCAUUGACACGCCGAAAGUUGAAGAUGGAGACUGUCGUUACCUGCCAAAGGAAUUGCUCAAUGAUGACCACACUCAUCUCACUAAGGCAGACAUUUUCUCAUUAGGUUUAACUAUCUACGAUGCCGCUGGGGCUGGUCCUCUCCCCAAGAAUGGGGAUGACUGGCAAGCUUAUAGAGACGGCAAACUUCCUGCUCUGCCAUACAUCAGCUCUUCUCUAAAUGAAUUGAUCAAGUCGAUGGUGCAUCCAAAUCCGGUCGAGCGACCGUCCGCCUCACAAGUGGCCAAUCAUCCUAGUAUAAGUGAUGCUGCCUUCGAGGGCAUGAACAUGCGUGAAGUCGAUCUGCAAAGGCAGAUCAAAGACCAAGAACUGAAAACACAACUUCUAGAGAAGAAGCUGAAAACCGCUAAUAGAAUAAUCAAGAUGUCGCAGGAGUUGCGAUCAUUGCCGUUCCCUGAAGAGGACACUCUUGAUGACAACAGCAAUGUGAAACAGCCUGUUGAGCUGAAGCCAAGCAAAAGCAGGCUGGUCGGCUCACGCACUAAGAGGAGCGUGAGCACCACCAACUUCUGACUCUUGUGAUCUGUUCAAAUUCUAAAAUUUUCUUCCGUUUAAAUUUGUAAGUUUUCUGUAUGAGGUUUUGCCAGACAAACAUUGAAUUGCAACUAGUUCUUGCUGUUCAUAAUUUAAUACAUAAGAUUAUGAUGAUGUAAUGGAGCUGUCUCAACCUCUGUUUUGUAAAUAUUUAGAACUUAAACUUCUCUAUUACAUUUCAGACUGAAGCGUUCUGGAAUUUUUUAAUCCGGGUGCUUAUCCUUUUGAAUGUUCUUCCUUCGUGCAUUUCUCUUUUUUAUACGAUAUUCAAUAUUGAAAUAAAUCUACAGAUAAUGGUAUACAAAAUCAA